This is a messenger RNA of Closterium sp. Naga37s-1, 2133 nucleotides long. Lineage: Eukaryota; Viridiplantae; Streptophyta; Zygnematophyceae; Desmidiales; Closteriaceae. The record is from the annotation of a GenBank genome assembly.
AUGCUGCUAGCUGUCAACGCAUUACUAUUUUUACUCGUUAUAGCACGAUCCGCACCGCAAAACUGGGUGGACUCGGCGGAUAUCGGAGCGGGGGAAGCCGCGCGCGCGGAAGGUGCAUCUGCACGGGAAGUGUCGGCGCGGGGUUCCGCCUUGGGGGGAUGGGGGAAGGGUUGGGGGGAGAUUUGGGGGAACCGUUCACUGGGGAAUCUGCGGAAAGUUCUGGCUCUGGGGUACGGCGGGCGCGGAGGGUACGCGGAAUCAGGGGCGGAGAAUUUGGGAGUGGAGUUAAGUGAGGGGGAGGGGGUCGGAGGUCUGUAUGGUGAUCUCAGCUACGGGAAUGGCGGCGGGAAUGGCGACGAGAAUGGCGGCGGGAAUGACGCACGGCCGCAGCAGGAGCAGCGGGAGCACGUGUGCUGGACAUCGUCGGGAGACUACUCCUCACCCUCCCCCCCGGGGGUCACCAUUCACGGGCGCGGCUGCGCCACGUGCAUCCGCGGGCAGCGCUGCUCAUUCCGCCUGUCCGUGCGCGCGCCCGCGCAGUGGGCGGAGGGGGUGCUGCAGACGACGAAGCGCGGGUGGUGGAAGCGCGACGUGACUGUUACCAUGCGCGGAGCCGCCAUGGGCGCGGGGGACGUGCGCUGCCUUGAUCCCCCGCACUGCAGGGAGAUGAGAGUGACUUACCGCCUGUGGGAUGGAGGAGAGUACUUGGCCACGAUGCACAUAGGCUGCGCCAACCUUCGCUUUUCACCUCUCUACUACCUCCACCUCAACAAGACAGCCCAACACGACCUAGUCUCCUGGCCCCUCACCGUUCUGCCCCGCACUGCACCCAACUCCACCGCACAAGCACAGCAGACCCGCCUCUCCCUUCCUCAACAAGGCAGCAGCCCGUCCCAAGCCUAUCCCGAACCAGACUCCGAUCUUCCCAGCAGCCCCUGCAUCGGAGCUUCGGUCCCGGCCCGGUGGAAGAUGAGAAACGGUUUGUACCGCUGGGAACCGUUCUUCUGCACGCACAAGGAGUUGCCUGCUAGCCGUUGGAUUGCUGCUUUGGAGCAGAGGGGCAUUCGGGAGAUUAGCAUCGUAGGGGAUUCGCACCAAAGGUUUUUAACAGCGCACUUGUACUACCUGCUCACGGGCCGGGCGGACAUGAGAAUGAAAAAGUGGCGGGAUAAUUUGUUUUAUACGGCGGAGGAUGGAGAGGGGAGGGAGCUGAAGAUAAACUUUUACUGGAUCGAUGGGAUCUACAGUAAUGGGAAGUUCGGAUGCAGCCAUCGUGGCAUUACAACCAGGAGAGAGACUCAAUACCCCAACAUCUCAUCCACUGCUGACGUCACCCUCUUUGAAGGAGGCUACUGGGGCGCAUCUUUCUGCAAGCAGCCUCUUAAAGCCCUUCGGGUGUACCUGCGUGAGUUUGUGCGCUGGGGCAUUUCCGCCGUUGCGCCCGGAAAAGGCCGGGUGGUUUUCCGCACUAUCCCCUCGUUUGCGGUGAGGUGGGACUCGUGUAAUCGGUACACCGGCCCGAGAACGAAUAGAGCGGGCAUGGCUGUGAAUGCGCUCUUGAAGCGAAUCGUGCUUGGGGAACCCAGGAGAGGAGAAGGGCGCACAGGGGGAGGGGGAAGAGGGGGAAGAGGGGAGGGUGGAGGGGAGGGUGUGGCUUGGCAGGACCUGGACGAGAGCUUGCAAAUGCUACCACGUGAAGAGUUGGAACGAGGAUCUCAUGUGGGGGGGAACGACGUGCUUCGAGAUUCAUCUGCUGAGGCGGCUCAAGGGAACUUGCAGGAGGUAGCUGGUGGAAGGAAUUUGACAGACUCAAGAAGUACAGGAGGCACAGAUUUUUACACCGAUUCUGAAAGUGCAGAAGGGGAAGCAGCAGGCACAGCAGCAGGCACAGCAGCAGGCGAGGAGGGGGGCGACACUGAAAUACCGGCAGGAGCAGCCACGAUUCUGGACACGUGGCAAAUCGACGCGCCUCGGUACCUUGACACGGCUGUUCCCGAUGACCACCACUACUCGAUGGUGGUUGCAACAGAUGACGGGGAUGCGGUGGUGGGGGAGGUGGGGGAGGCGCAUGUGAGGGCGUUCAUCCACUACCUUCUCUACACCCUCCCUCCUCCUGCUAAGCAAGCCGGCUGA